Messenger RNA from Glossina fuscipes, 1835 nucleotides. RefSeq names its product serine palmitoyltransferase 1 (gene Spt-I). Gene Ontology annotation, biological process: sphingosine biosynthetic process; ceramide biosynthetic process. Lineage: Eukaryota; Metazoa; Arthropoda; Insecta; Diptera; Glossinidae. Gene Ontology annotation, cellular component: endoplasmic reticulum. The record is from RefSeq and is a predicted model, not a curated record. Bases 299 to 1705 code for a protein of 468 amino acids. Gene Ontology annotation, molecular function: pyridoxal phosphate binding; serine C-palmitoyltransferase activity. The transcript has 6 exons.
AGGGUGGAGGUUUUCAAGUUUGCGUGUUUAUCUAUUUUUGAAAAUGAAAUCUAUAAAUUGAAAAUAUGUAGAAAUAAAAAUUCUCCGCAAUAACCACGUUUGAACUCAAGUCAAGUACCUGCGGGGAGACAAUUUGUGAAAUUUUUAUAGAAAUUGCUUUAUUAAUAUUGCUUGAAAGUGUACGAAAUGAAUUUGUUGUUGCUGGACUUGCUGUAAGGAAGACAACUCAAUGCAAAAAUUUAUUUGAAACUUAAAUUAUUAAAGUAGUAAAAGAGGGCGCGGUUAUUCUAAAGAAAAAAUGGUAGCUAUUCCGUACUUAUUUAACGAAAUCGAAAGGAUAUUUCGUAACACUCCAUUGUAUGCUAUCACCUUAGAAGCUUUUCUCUUAUUAUCAGUUAUAUGGUUGUUAUUGCACAAACGCAAUGGUCGCAAACAUUUUACGAAAGAAGAGGAAGAAGAACUUAUAGCUAACUACGAGCCGGAACCGUUGGUGCCGCACACUGAUCCAAAUCAUCCACUAUUGCAUGUUCGUCUUGUUCAGUCUAAAGUGGGUAAACGAGUAGUGGUGAACGGUUAUGAUUGUUUAAACUUAGCUUCACAUAACUAUUUGGGUUUGCUGGAAGAUGAAGAGAUUCUGGAAGAUGCUUGCAAGAGUUUACGCAAAUAUGGUGUAGGCUCCUGCGGUCCGCGUGGUUUCUACGGUACCAUGGACGUUCACUUGGAUUUAGAAGACCGUCUUGCAAAAUUUAUGAGAAUGGAGGAAGCAGUAGUCUAUUCAUAUGGGUUUUCAACUGUGGCCAGCGCGAUACCGGCCUAUUCAAAAAGGGGAGAUAUCAUAUUUGUGGAUGCAGCCGUUAAUUUCGCUAUACAGAAAGGCCUUGAUGCGUCGCGCAGUACCAUUUACUUUUACAAACAUAAUGACAUGGCCGACCUGGAGCGAUUACUUAUGCAACAGGAACAAAAAGACCGUAAGAAUCCCAACAAAGCGGCUAAAACGCGCCGUUUCUUGGUGGCCGAGGGAAUUUAUAUGAACACUGGGCAAUUAUGCCCUUUACGUGAGUUGGUGAAGCUGAGAGCUAAAUAUAAGUUACGUUUGUUUUUGGACGAAAGCAUUUCUUUUGGGGUUCUCGGCAAAACUGGCCGCGGAAUUGCUGAACACUUCGAUGUUGAUCUUAUUGAAGUUGAUUUAAUUUCUGCUGGUAUGGAAUGGGCAAUGGGUUCUAUCGGCGGUUUUUGCGUCGGUUCUCAUUUUAUUGUCGAGCAUCAACGUUUAUCUGGCGUAGGUUAUUGCUUCUCAGCCUCCUUACCUCCCAUGCUGGCCCAAGCUGCGAUAUCAGCAUUAAAUCGUUUUGAAAAGGAUCCCCAGAUCUUUGCAGAACUCCAAGAAACGUCCCGCUUACUACAUCAAAUAUUUUCCAAUUUCUCUAAGCUAACCAUAGGAGGCCAUCCACUCUCCCCAGUUAAACAUUUAUAUUUAAACGUUACAUGGGAGCAGAUCGAUGAAGAGCAUAAAAAAUUAAUAGAAAUUUCUGAUAAGUGUAUUGCUCGUGGUAUUGCUGUGAUUGAAGCUUGUUACCUGUACAACAUAGAAAAGCAACCAGUACGUCCCAGUUUACGUGUUACGGCAAACCGUUUGUUAACCUUAGCAGACAUAAAUGAUGCAUUUGAGGUUAUUGAGGACGUAACUAAGGAAUUGUUGAAUUAAUUUGCACUUAAAAAUAUAAGACGAAGCGAUUUUAGUCUAACCUAAAUUAGAUAAGAUGAAAAUUAAUUUUUUUUUUUUUUCAUGUCGAAAGAUAAAGCAACUUUUAUUCCAUCUUUUAAAAUCUCUAAAA